Molecule: messenger RNA, 2327 nt
Organism: Cucurbita maxima (winter squash)
Lineage: Eukaryota; Viridiplantae; Streptophyta; Magnoliopsida; Cucurbitales; Cucurbitaceae
Product: probable WRKY transcription factor 41
Exons: 3
Coding region: 1148-2122 (324 amino acids)
Biological process (GO): regulation of DNA-templated transcription
Cellular component (GO): nucleus
Molecular function (GO): DNA-binding transcription factor activity; transcription cis-regulatory region binding
Source: RefSeq, a predicted model, not a curated record
AUGAAUCUUUCAAAACAACUGGAACCAUUCAUACUCUUUUGGUUUGAGAUCUGGGUGUUCAGCAUAUCUGCUUGAGUUGGAAGUCUUCUUCUUUGAGUAUUAUGAUGAUUUAUUCAUUGGUCAAAGUUUUGAAAAGAAAGAUAAAGGAGCAAAUUUGAAGAUGGAAUUCAAAUUUUUGACCAAAUGGAAUUGGAAUUUGAAAUCAAACCAUAUAAAAUUAAUAGGAGGUUACCCCACAUGACCCACAUUUAGCUCUGAAGUUUUAAGAUCACUUUCGUUUAGAUAUAAUCUUGGUUCAUUCAUGUAUCUUUCCUUUACUCGAGCAUUACACGAAAUCUCCUACUACAUCUAUAAGGUCAACACCUUAGGCUAAACGUACACGUGAAGACUCAUUCGACGUUAUAACCUUUUCCUUUAAACACUCUUUACAUACUUGUUUAUCAUUUGUGGGUCUGCUGCAUACUACGUUUUCGUCUCUGUUCAAGCAUGAAAUGGCAUCAUCUUCUUAGAGUGACCAGUAACGAACGAGGGUUCAAAAUCAAAGGAAACCGCGUCAAAGAAAACUUGGAUGUUUUUGUUUUUUUUAAGAGAAAGUCCGAUGCGUUUUGAAUAUGAUUCAGGGUUGAAGAUCAAAGGCCCACAUGAUGUGUCGACGUAACCAAAGGGUUCAUAUCUGACUUCACCACACGACGUCACUGCCUAUGGAAGCUCUUUCCGCGUUGUCCCUUCCACAUUGGCUAUGCUUACAGAACCCACAUCAAAUUACUGCACCCGAUGGCUUUUGAAAUGGUCAGCCAUUCCCUCUUUUUCCCAACUUUUUGCCCUUUAUUUAGUAUUUAUUUCUUUCACAGCCCUUCUUACACGUCUUGGCUCUCUCUCUUCAGUGUUUGACAUCUUUAUAUCCCCCUUCGCUUCCAACCCAACUUCCAUACCUCUUCAAUUCUCUCAAAGUUGGGAGCUUUUCCCUCUUUCCUCUUUUGGGUUCACAGUCAUUGGGAUUUGGGAGUGACCCAUUUGAGUGGAACAGUUUUCUUCUUUCUGGGUUUCGCCAAAUUUUGAAUCUUUGAAUGACCAUAUUCUUCUUAAAUUCUAUCAACUACUGUGUGUGCCGCCGCCGCCGCCAUUUCUUCUUUGGGAAUUUGUAAUAAUGGAAAUGGAACACAAGAGUUUGAUCACCGAGUUGACUCAGGGGAAGGAGCUGGCCCUUCAACUCAGAACCUAUCUCCACCCUUCUUCUUCCUCUUCCCCAGCAGAACCAUGCUUCUUCUUGACUGAAAGGAUUCAGUCUUCUUUCGAGAAAGCACUCUUGCUUCUGAAAUUCAACUCUUCUAGUUCAAUAAUGCCAGAUCCGACAACCCAUAAAAUUGCUUCGGUGGAAGAAGAAGAAGAAGAAGGAGAACCCCGCAAGAACAAGAGGAAGAACAGUAGCGAUGUGAAGAGGAGAAAAUUACUGCCUAAAUGGACAGAGGAAAUUAAGAUUUGCAGAGGAACUGCCCCUGAAGGUCCUCUCAACGAUGGUUAUAGUUGGAGAAAGUAUGGCCAAAAAGAUAUCCAUGGAGCUAAUUUCCCAAGAUGUUACUACAGAUGUAGUCAUAGACAUGAACGAGGAUGUUUGGCGACAAAACAAGUUCAAAGAUCCGACAAUGAUCCAAACAUUUUCGACGUAACCUACAGAGGACGACACACUUGUAACCAAUCCACUAAUAAUUUGGGGUUGGUUUCUGGUUCACUUCAAAAUGAAAUCUCUGGAGAUCAAGAAACCGGUCAGAAUCAGCAGCGGAACCCGAAUUCCGAAAUUUGGUUCAAUUUCGGUGUUAAAUCGGAGGAUUUUGACGAUGUUUUUCCGCCCAUUUCUUUUCUCUCCUCCCCCACGAUGGACCUUCCUCUUUUAGCCGACGGCGGCUUGUCUGCAGCGCCAGUUUCGUCAGCCACGUCGGAGGAGACGGCCUGGGACUGGAGCGGCUACCACGGCGGAGGGAUUCUGAUGGUUCCAUCGUCGGAGCAAUCGGACAUGAUUUCGGCGACUACUUCAGUGACCAAUUCGCCGAUUUGUAAUGAGGAUUGGGAUUUCGAUUUUGACCAGAAUUUCCCCUUUGACUCUCUAGAUUUCAUCUCUUCAUAAAGUUUUUUUUUUUACUUUUUACUAAUUUUUCUUCAUUUUCAGAAUUAUUAUUAUUAUUUUCUCCGUGUAACAAUAACUUUUGGGUUAAUUUGUGUAUUUUAAAUUUUGUUUUGUUCUUUAUGUUUGUAAUGUUUUAGUGGUGAAUUUUUUUUAGAAAUGUUAUGUAAUGAUUUCAUUAAGUUAAUGAAUAUGGGCCUUUGGAGAA